GAAGGAAUAACAUAUCCUUCAUCACAAAUGCAAUGUACCUUACUAAAGGAAUUUUACGAAGAAUGCAAAAUACCAACAUCUUGUUUGGAUUAUGUCGAAGCACAUGCUACUGGCACCAAAGUUGGUGAUCCACAGGAAGUUGAAGCUAUCUAUAACAGUUUGUGUAAAAAUAGAGAAACUCCAUUAAUGAUCGGUUCCGUGAAAUCUAAUCUCGGGC
This is a messenger RNA of Trachymyrmex septentrionalis, 217 nucleotides long. Its product is annotated as fatty acid synthase-like. The annotation marks the transcript as partial. The transcript has a single exon. Lineage: Eukaryota; Metazoa; Arthropoda; Insecta; Hymenoptera; Formicidae. Gene Ontology annotation, biological process: fatty acid biosynthetic process. Gene Ontology annotation, molecular function: fatty acid synthase activity. The record is from RefSeq and is a predicted model, not a curated record.